GGCCCGCUAGCAGUCGAUGCGUUGCAGCGAACUCGUUCCGUUCUCAUCCCUCCUCGCCUUGGUUUCGCCAGCCAUCGAUCCGCGGCUCGUGUCCGUCUCCCGGCUCCUCGGCGUCUCGCUCGUCAACGCCACCGCCGGCGCACGAGCCCACCGUCGACUCCGCAGACCCGCGCGCCGCCGCACGGGAGGACAGAUCGGCGCUCCGCAGCUUGCAAGCAUGUAUAUCCGAGUGAAGCGCAACAAGAGUACCUACUUCAUUCAAUGUGAACCGACAGAGACAACUUUGAGCGUCAAACAGAAGUUGCAUUCACUAAUAGAUCAGCCUCCUAGCAAUCAGCAGUUGGUCUUGUUGGCUACCAAUGACGUGCUGGAAGAUUCAAAGACAUUGGCAGACCAAAAGGUGGAAAAUGAUUCUGUUGUUGCCUUGGCACUGAGAAAAGAUGACGAUGAGUUUGAGGAAAUUUUCAUCGCCAGGCCAGAGGAUUUCAUGUCAUCUUCAUGAUGAAGAUCAGUUCAUCAUAUGUGCAAGGGCACCCGCACGCCGUCACUAAGCGAAUCCUGCUGCUUGCUCUAUGUUUGUCCCUCUAGGAUCUGGGGUGUAGCCCAGUUGUCCCUUUGGAAAGAAAAAAUAACGUUAUAAAAGAUCUCAAACAACCAUCACGGAUGGCAUUAAGCUUUGAUUUGACACUCCAACUGAUUCUGUGCUCUUGUACCUACUGGUGUCUGUCCUGAUGUUAGGAUCCAGCACACCUAAUUGUCCUUUUGUACCAGCUCUAGCAUGUGAGUUCCAUCCGUGCCUCCAUCACCUAAUACACUUGUGUUGCUGCUGGCCUCUCUGUUGCUUUGAUUCAACUAUGUUGCCGGUCACAUUAUGGAAAA
Molecule: messenger RNA, 879 nt
Organism: Panicum virgatum (switchgrass)
Lineage: Eukaryota; Viridiplantae; Streptophyta; Magnoliopsida; Poales; Poaceae
Exons: 4
Coding region: 17-502 (161 amino acids)
Molecular function (GO): protein binding
Source: RefSeq, a predicted model, not a curated record